UUUAGUAAAUUUCUUCAUUUGGCUUCAUACAGAAUGCGAUUUGCAUAUAUUACCUUAGUGUUGCUGGUUUCUCUGUUCGCUGUAGCAAAAAAUGUUAAUGGAGAACAAAAUGGUAAUAGUGCAGUUCAGCAGAAAACUUUAUUGCAAUCAUUCUGGGAUUGGCUGAGUAGACAAACCGAAAUUAGAAAUUACGGUACUGGAAAUCAACACCCGUGAUUCAUUAUCCACUUGACAAAUAUAUAAUAAUGUCAAAUUUGGUAAAUAUUAUUUAUAUUCCAUUUGAAGCGGAAUUUUAAAAUUUUUAUGGUGAGUUAUAUUUUUAUGUUUUAGAACCAUAAAUUUUCACCAACUGACGAAAUAUUGAACAAAGUAAAACACGAAUAUUGUUCAAAUACUUAAUUAUCAACGAAUACAAUUUCAGUUUAUAUUCAAGUUAGAAUUAAGGAUGGAAUGCAUACCAGUUAGGCAGAAGAUCUAGGAAUUAUUCGAAGUUAGCAUAGGCCUGAACCUCACCUGAUUGUUGAUAAACGUGGAUAUGAGGGAAGUUUUAGCGUCAGGCAGAAUCCAUUAUACCGUUAAAUGUAACAACACCGCUAUAUAUUGUUCAUAAGCCUGAAGCCAUAUGUUACAAAUAAGAGUAGGUGAAGAAUAUUGAUAGCUCAUGCAAAAUUCAGUUUAAUUGUCAAUAUCCAAGGAAACACAUUGUAAACCCAGCAACUUUCAAACAUACAAUGUUAUAAAUGCCUCCGGACUUUAACACCACGCAUAUACAAAGGAUCAUUCUUAUAACAGUAUUGACUUCUUACUUUUUGAGUGAAACACUUGGUCUCAAAGACAUAUUUCUAUUACACUCUUCCCUCGAUUGUCACAUUCGACUUGUUUCAAGACUGGCCAUAAACUAUUAAUUCCUUCUCGAAUAAUAGUCACCAAAUCAUUUACCAAAGCACCUCCAACUCGUCAUCUACUAUUCGGAUGCCUCUUAAUGCGCAGGUGUGUGAUUUCGAUUGAGUUGCUUCUCGGCAUAUCUUUAGUCCAGUCGCAUUUUCUUCUGAUUAUUUGCUUAGCGAUAGCCUGUUUUUUGGUACUGAACUACAACUCACUGUGUAUCAUUUCUGGGCAGCCAGAACUUGUUAAGAAGAGUGUCAUGAUCUGAUGAUGAAAUAGUUCGCCUACUUAGCUUCCUCAAAAUAUUGUCAGAUAGAUUUACCAUACAGUUAAGUGUAAAAUGAGAAAAUAUAGCAGGAGAAUCAAUUUAAACAAGAUAUAUCAACAGUUAAGGAAUAGCUAACAGCAAACAUUUUUGAAUAAUAAUGGCUUUAUUCUAGACAGUAUUUACACAAUGUAUACAAUUUCCAGAGGAGUUUAUCACAUGAUAUUUUCCCUACAUACAAUAUCUUCGAGUAAAAUAUUAUUUUACAGUGGCAGAAUGGUCUCCGAGCUGAAGUGCAUCGGUGGCACAGUGGUUAGGACUC
Trichobilharzia regenti is the source of this 1472-nucleotide messenger RNA. The record is from the annotation of a GenBank genome assembly. Lineage: Eukaryota; Metazoa; Platyhelminthes; Trematoda; Strigeidida; Schistosomatidae.